AUGAAGCGCUCAUCCGGUGACAGGGCCAACACACCGGCUCGCACGCGAGCAUCCAAGGCGCUCCGGUCGGCGGAAAGCCUCUGGGCACAGCGGCACGGCUCGAAGCCAGUCACAGUUUGCCAUCCGAGCUCCGAGACUGAAGCUGGUGUAUCGUCCGACAUUAUAGGGCGGCUCAGACCCCACCGCGCUACUGGUCUGGGGGUCGCAUUCCCGCAGACCUUGUGCUUUGGUACCCGCGAGCAACGCAGAAGCCGGUCAACGUCGCUGUUGCGCACUGUUCGAAACGAAGCGCUGUACGCGCAGGGUAACGUUUGUGUGAAUCGAAACGCUUCUCUGCGGCUGUGUUCGCUGCUCGGGCGCCUUCGGGGACGCAUGGCUACCUUAAGCUUCCUUUUCGGUACGUCUUCUGCCAGGUUCACUUCAGGACACGAUGCAUGGUCGCGGGCGGGUGUCCGAGCGUCGUGGAACGUGGCGCCAGCCCAGCGUUUGCCCCGAGCGAAGGUCGGACUGCGGACCCUGGUGGCGCGCACCAAGAGCACCUCGAGUCCUAGCGUCGAAAACCGUCGAAUAAACUUUCAGUAUGAGGUUCUUUGGACCUUGGAAUGUGGAAUAGAGCUCAAAGGAACGGAGAUUAAGUCGGUGCGGGCGGGGAAGAUGAACAUCCGAGACGCGUUUGCGCGGGCGAAGCGAGGAACCAACGACCUCUGGCUCUAUAACUGCCAUAUUGCGCCACAUGACCGAACAGCGACGUUCUUCAACCACCAACCGACACGACCUCGCCGUCUCUUAGCGCAUAAACAGGAAAUUCGGCGGUUGCUGCAGGCUCAAGAGGAAAAGGGACUUACGCUGGUACCGCAGCGGUGUUACUUCGACCAGCGCCAGCGGCUGAAAGUGCUGCUCGCAGUCGCCCGUGGUAAGAAACUUCACGACAAACGCGAGAGUAUUCGGGAACGUGACGAGGCACGUUCCAUGAAACGAUUCGCCAAAUACGACCUGAGAGACUUGUAG
This is a messenger RNA of Cyanidioschyzon merolae strain 10D, 1008 nucleotides long. RefSeq names its product ssrA RNA (tmRNA)-binding protein, small protein B. NCBI's taxonomy places the organism in Eukaryota, Rhodophyta, Bangiophyceae, Cyanidiales, Cyanidiaceae. Gene Ontology annotation, biological process: trans-translation-dependent protein tagging. Gene Ontology annotation, cellular component: cytosol. Gene Ontology annotation, molecular function: RNA binding. The record is from RefSeq and is a predicted model, not a curated record. The coding region runs from base 1 to 1008 and encodes 335 amino acids. The transcript has a single exon.